Molecule: messenger RNA, 3709 nt
Organism: Venturia canescens
Lineage: Eukaryota; Metazoa; Arthropoda; Insecta; Hymenoptera; Ichneumonidae
Gene: lost
Product: methenyltetrahydrofolate synthase domain-containing protein lost
Exons: 3
Coding region: 580-2058 (492 amino acids)
Cellular component (GO): cytoplasm
Source: RefSeq, a predicted model, not a curated record
UAUAUAUAUAUCCAAACACAUAUAUGGUAUGGUAUAUAUAAAAUAUAUAUGUAACGAAGAGUGUGCGUAAUGCUUAGAAUCCAACACUAGCUAAGAUUUAUACAUCUGUAUGCAAUGCAUACAUACUUCAGCUCGUAACUGAUAUAACGCAAGUGCAGUGCAGCGUGCAGUUGAACGUCGUAAGAGAAUGAGUGAUGCAAGCUGAUAUUUGGCCUAAAGAAAUAGUUAAAUAAAAGAAAGAAAAGGCGAUUGUGUGAUUAAUUUUCAGUGUGUGUAAUGCUUUAUCUACUGUUUGAAAAUUGAAUAAACAUUUUUUCGUGUCCUUGAAUUCGAGCUUACAACAUACAAUAGAGUCUAUGACAUUUUCAUUAUAGACAAAGAGGUUUAUCACCUUCUCGGUAAAUUCCACUUUUUUCGUAUACAUAGUAACGUAUGCUCUAGCAUAUUUUUGUUGUGUUGAAAAACCGCAUCGAUCGUGAUCGCUGCUUCAACGACGAAAACGAACGAGGAGGCCGUCACACAACAGGACUUUGUUUCGUAGAGAGAUUCCCGAGCGAGAAUUAUAGACACAUCUUCAAAAUGCCUGACGAACAGGAAAUAAGAGCAUGUGAUAAUUCUGAUGACAUUUCAACAACAACAGAAAAGGAUGUAUCAAAGCAGGCCUUUAGGAAAAAAAUUUGGGAUCACAUAAAAAAAAACGAACUGGCAGAUUCUCAGCUGAGCCUUUACAGCAGAAUACCAAAUUUCGAAGGAGCUGAAGAAGCUGCUCAACGAAUUCUUCAACUUGAUGAAUUCAAAAGAGCCAAAGUAAUAAAAAUAAAUCUUGAUAAGCCACAAGAACACGUAAGACUACUGGCUCUGGAAGCCAAUAAAGAAAUUUUAGUGCCAAUCCCUCGACUCAAGUCAGGAAUCUUUCUUCAUGUUGUGCCUGAUCCAAACACAAGCAAAGAGGAUUUGAAACAAAUGGUGGCUAAACGAGAUCUGCAAGAAUUUAGUAAAACCAUUGGACUGGAUUCUAAUAUUAAGGUGGAUCUGGUGGUGCUCGGUUCGGUAUGUGUGAGUCGUACGGGACGCAGAAUUGGCAAGGGUGAGGGCUUUGCAGAUCUGGAGUUUGGUGUUUUGAUGAAAAUGGGUGCUGUAAGCAGUGAAACGACGAUAGUAACAACGGUUCACGAUUGUCAGAUAGUGGAUUCAUUGCCAGACAGUCUUUUCGAAAAAUAUGAUGUACCGGUGGAUGUAAUAGUGACACCGACGCAGACGUUAAGAGUGAGCGAGAGGUUGAAGAGACCGGAGGGUAUAUACUGGGAAAUGCUGACCCAGAGACGUGUCAAGUCGAUGGAAAUUUUGCAACAAUUGCAGCAGAAGGACGAAAAGGAUGGGAAGACUGUAACGUUGAAAGAAAAGGAUACGAGCGACGAGAGGCGUCGCUACGAGAGACGUUGGUUCGAGAAGCCCAGAAGCAAGAGACGUCCAAGAGUGAAGGGGGAAGUAACGGAUUCGAAGGGCGCGACUAUGGUAGAAACGGACGAGAAAUCUGUGAAAGAGCAUAAUAAUCGUGGCAACAGAAGAGGCCGUUUGUCAGAGAGACGUCACUUGCGUGAUCGCAAAGUGGUGGACGGUGAUAGCGAAGCAGCUCCAGUUACCGAGAACGAAGUGAGCAAGAUUGAAAACGAAACGAAACCACGACGCCGUAAGCCCAUGAGACCACGAACGCGAGCGGACAUCGAUUUUUCAUUGAAGUUAUCGAACAUCAAAUCCGACGUUCGCGUAAGACACUUGAAAAACGCACUUCUCGAGCGUGGCAUUCGAGCCAGACACAUAACAUGGCACGGUCAACGCGGCUACUGCUAUUUGCAUUUUGGAAAAUUACGAAACAAAGACUCCAAGCCCGAUCAGCCGGUCCAGGUCGACUCAAUAGUUGCCAACUUGCAACAUCUCAAGCUCGGCGAUACUGUCCCGACGGAUUCGGCGAACGAGACUAACGAAAAUGAGUACAUUGUCGUCGAGCCGGCGAAGCCAAUAACCAGAAUCGAGAUAACUGACGUUACUGCCGUUUAGUCGCGAUCGACGCAUUAACUUUGACUCUCUCCCUCUCUUCGUCUCCCUCUUUUUCUCUUUAUCUCUAAGCUUAGGCGAAGCCUUUUCCUUCCCCGAUGGAUUUAUCGCCACACCAAACACCAAUACGUAAAGUUUCCUGCCCAAUUUACAAAGCUGGGCUCAAUUCAGAGAAAAUCAUAUUAUAUUCAAAUUAUCGUCGACUCGACGCAACUUCAACGCGAAGCUAAGCGUGCUAUUGAAACUGGUGAUGGAAACAAAAUUGUACACGCGAAGGUCAAAACGUUAGAAGUUUCCAUAUCAUAUCUUAUUAUCCGACAUAUUUACAAUCAAAACUAAAUAAUCGGAUGCAACUACUGAAGAAUCAAAGUCGCGAUAGUUCCCUGGUUACAAACGCCCAAUUUUGUCCUGACAUCUUACCGGACUUUAUGUAUAUUAAUAUAUGUUAUAUUAAUUACGAAAAGGGAAUAACGUAACAAUAACUUGGAUAAUCAUUGUUCCGCGGUGCUUGUGAUAUAUUAUUAUAUUAAAAGGCUAAAAUAAAUAGCCGGGCUAUGUUGACCGAGUCUGUCGAAUGCGGGUCAAUUGCCUUUAGCAAUUGCGCGGCGAGUAAACGAAAAUGUGAAAUUAAUUCGUUCGUGAGAACGAAUUUGGUACGACAAAAGUAACGGAACGAGACUCAAACUCCCCCCUCUCGUAACUACCGAUUGCGAAUGAAAAUUGUCAAUAUUUUUCUGAAGAGAUAUUUUCACAUGGCUUUCCCCUCGUUAUUUCGUGAAAGACAAACAGUAGUUGAAACACACAUAUACUAAAGACAAGAAAAUAUGGAAAAGCAAGAAAAAUCGUGAUUAUAGAAAUAAAUGGAUUAUAUUUUGAUGCUUGAGCCGUUUCGAGGCGAGCUAUUUUGCGGGCUUCCAUGGUGUACGAACCUCGAUAAAGCCACUAAUACAAAAGUAAACAAAGGAUAGUGCAUAAUUCGAAUAAUAUACGAUUUAGCCGUGUUAUAGCGACGAUUAAGCGGCUAUACUUUGUGAUAUUAACGUAUAUAAUUUUCUUACAUUUAUUACUUAUUUUUCUCGUUUUCUUAUUUUUUUUCACGAGUCCUAACGAUUAUAUUUUAGUCCUAAUCGAUGAAAUAUUAUUAUUAUUAUUUUUUCUCCGAGAUUAACCUGUCGAUCUACGUAAACGAGAUAUUUACAUUUUUGUCAAGAUUGUUCGUUUUUCCUUCGUUAAAAAUUCAUAUCGACGCUAUCGGUAUGCUAACGUGAGAAAUUGAGAUGAAAAAUUGUCCGAAAUUCGCCUUCGGUUUAACAGGCUCUCUUUUUACGUUUAUUUUCCCUUUUUCAAUAGUCGAACCUUCGAUUAUUCUAUAUACCAGUACCGCUGGCACAAAUAAUUUUCGUAAUUUACCGAUGAAACUUCGAUUAAAUAAAUACGUAGAAGAAAUCGUCAGAAACAUAUUUUUCUAUCGUUUUUAUCGUUAAUUCGAAAGUUGCAUUUAUACUUUUUCCUCGUUGCUAUAAAUAACUCCCAUCUCGAUGCCCCGCGGGCGGUUGGGAAUGCAUUAUAUUGGAUUAACAGCGAAAAAUGUUAUUUUUUCUCUCUCAAUGUUCGAGGGAGCUGAAAACAAAUAAACUAUAUAUGAUUUCGAGAA